Messenger RNA from Sphaerodactylus townsendi, 6162 nucleotides. It is a transcript of the gene FAM120C, whose product is annotated as family with sequence similarity 120C. The record is from RefSeq and is a predicted model, not a curated record. NCBI's taxonomy places the organism in Eukaryota, Metazoa, Chordata, Lepidosauria, Squamata, Sphaerodactylidae. Gene Ontology annotation, cellular component: nucleus. The transcript has 16 exons. The coding region runs from base 254 to 3550 and encodes 1098 amino acids.
GGUCAGGGCAGCCGGGCCGAAGGAAAAACUACAUUUCCCAGCAGGCCGAAGCGCCAGCGGAGGGCGAGGAGGCGGCGGAGGAGGAGAAGAAGAAAGCUACAAUAUGGCGACGGCGUCUCUUCCCCGCCGCUGGGAGCUGUGAGGGGCGAAGCCGCGGGAGUUUGACCUGCGCCAGGCCCCGGCGCCGGCCUCCGGGCGCUUCCCCGGCCGCCCUCGCGGAAGCGGCGCCUGCCCCCCCCAGCCGCGCGCAGCCAUGGGGGUGCAAGGCUUCCAGGAGUUCGUGGAGAAGCGCUGCCCGGGCGCCGUGGUGCCGGUGGACUUGCUGAAGCUGGCCCGGACCGUCGCCGGGCGCGGGGCCCCUGCCUACUGCGCCGCCUUCCACCCGGCGGCCGGCUACCCCCACCCGGCUGGAGCUGGCCUGGGCCCCAUGGUGGGGGCCGCCCCGUACCCCCACGCUCAGCACGGCCCGGGCAUGGCCCCCGUCGCCCCUUGCCCGGCCCGGCUGCUGGUGGACGCGGACUCCGCCUUGCAGCGCCUGUACGGGGGCUACCAGACGGACUGGGUAUGCGGGGGCCAGUGGAACGCCAUGGUGGGCUACCUGGCCGCCCUCUCGCAAGCCUGCCUCUACCAAGGCGGGCUGGAGCUGGCCGUCAUCUUCAACGGCGGGCUGGGGAAGGAGAGGCUGCCUGAGUGGGGCAGGAAGGCCCAGGCCGAGAGACAGACGGCCCAGCUCAUAGCCGGGCACGUGGGCAACAAAGGGACCCCACCGCCCCGGGCCUGGUUCCUCCCGCCCGCCUGCUUGGGCCACUGCAUCCGCCUGGCCAUGAUCCGCUUCCGGGUCAAGGUGUUCCAGAGUCUGGAGGACCACCAUCAGGAGGUGGUCUCCUUCUUCCGAGAGAACGGCUUCCACGGUCUGAUUGCUCAUGACUCGGAGUAUGCCCUGUGCAACAUCCCCUCCUACUACAGCUCCCACGCCCUCAAGCUGAGCUGGAACGGCAAGAACCUCACCACCAACCAGUUCCUCAUGCAAGAGGUGGCCAAGCAGCUCGGCCUAAAACUGGGCAGCUUCCCUGUCUUCGCUGCUCUGCUGGGGAACCACAUCCUUCCAGACGAGGACCUGGCUGCUUUCCACUGGAGCCUGCUUGGACCCGACCACCCACUGGCUUCACUCAAGGUCCGUGCCCACCAGCUGGUCCUGCCCCCGUGUGACGUGGUCAUCAAGGCUGUUUCCGAAUACGUCGGCUCCAUCAAAAAUCCCUCCAACUUGGAUGUGAUCGGGAGAGAUGUCUUCAAACACUCCCAGUCCAGGACCGAAGAUAAAAUUGAGCGUUUUAAGAAGGCCGUAGAAUAUUACUCAGUGGCCGUGAAGGCACCCCCUACACUGGUGGGCCAGUCCCCAUAUGUUCUCCCAGGCUUUGGGCCCAACCACUUUGGAGGGCCGGCACCGAUGAACCGCAAUCCAAUGGUCCCUCUUGCUUCAGGGAAGGCCGUGUUUGCACCCCAGGUAGGGCCAAAGAUGCAGUACCAACCACCUGCCCCACAUGGCGGCGUUGGCACUUCCUCAUCUUUUCUUCCUGGCCCCGGCUCCAAUUUUCUCUUCUCUCCUCACGGCCUGACGGACGCAGCCCCCUUCCACGAGGACCCUGCUUUGAAGGGUGGACACUACAACAAUUGGCCCAUGUCUUACGACUGCUGCCCUCCCAAGUUCCCCAACCACCACCUGAGCUCCCGACCUUCUCCGUCGUCCGGACCCGGGUCUUCGCCCUCCUCCUCCUCAGAUGGGGAAGAACACAAUGGAGCCAGUGCCAACCACGUGUCUGAAGCAGCAUCCCGCAAGUCUGGCUGGGAGGAUCCUGGGGGUGAAAAGCUGAUGAGCCAGGGGUGGGGGCAGCCGCCCAGCGGCUCUGGCAGCUCAGGUAGGAACCUCAGUGGGCCCGAGGCCCACAUCCCCUCGUUGCUCUCCAUGGCGACCCGCAACCAUAUGGACAUCACCACCCCACCCCUGCCAGCCGUUGCCCCUGAAGUGCUCCGCGUGGCCGAACACAGGCACCGCCGGGGGCUGAUGUAUCCUUUCAUCUACCACGUCCUGACCAAGGGCGAGAUAAAGAUCCCUGUGUGCAUCGAGGACGAGUGCAACAACGAGCUGCCCCCCGCGGCUGUCCUUUUCCGGGCUGCGCGGCAGUACGUCUACGGCGUCCUUUUCAGCGUGGCCGAGACGCAGCGGCGGAUUGAGCGUCUGGCUGUGCGCAAGCGGAUCCCUGUGGAAACCACUCCCGUCAUCAUCAAGGAAUGGUCGGCAUACAAGGGGAAAUCACCUCAAACCCCAGAACUGGUUUCAGCCCUUGCCUUUCGGGAGUGGACCUGCCCCAACCUUAAGAAGCUGUGGCUUGGCAAAGCGGUGGAGGACAAGAACCGGCGCAUGCGGGCCUUUCUGGCGUGCAUGAAAUCUGACACCCCUGGCAUGCUCAAUCCCGCCAACAUCCCCACGCAUCUGCUCCUUAUGUGCUGCGUGCUCCGGUAUAUGAUACAAUGGCCAGGAGGCCGGAUCCUGCACAGACACGAGCUGGAUGCCUUCCUGGCCCAGGCUGUGUCCUCCCAACUCUAUGAGCCAGACCAGCUCCAAGAACUGAAGAUUGAGAAGCUGGAUGUUCGGGGGGUUCAGCUGGCCGCUCUCUUCAUGAGCGGGGUGGACACGGCCCUCUUUGCCAAUGACGCCUGUGGCCAACCUGUGCCCUGGGAGCAUUGCUGCCCAUGGAUCUAUUUUGAUGGGAAGCUCUUCCAGAGCAAGCUGAUCAAAGCCACGCGGGAGAAAGCCCCUCUCAUAGACCUCUGUGAUGGACAGUCAGAGCAAGUCUCCAAAGUGGAGAAGAUGAGGCAGAGCAUCUUUGAAGGCAUCAAUCUCAACCGCCAGGCCCCACCCCCUCUCCUCCCACCCCCACCCUUUGUGUCCUCCAUGGCCCCACCCUUUUACCCGAUGCCUGUCUACCCUCGCACAAUUGGCUCUGUUCCACCACAAGCCCCUGGCAGAACAAGAGGCUUCACAGGACUCCACCCAAUCCCGCCCCAAGGAGGCAAACUGGAGAUCGCUGGCAUGGUGGUGGGCCAGUGGGCUGGAAGCAGACCAUCCCGGGGCCAUGGCUCGUUCGGGAUGCAAGUGGUGUCUGUCGGAGGCCCGGGGAAAGGCCGUGGCCAUGAUAGUUCUGGGAAGAUUUCCAAAGGAAAUAAGAAAGUCAACAAACAAGGCUCUACCGAUGGAACAGCAAAGACGCCAGAGCUCAACAGCAGCAGUGGUCGUGGCAGCGCCGGCGGCAGUAGCAGCAGCAGCAGCAGCAAUCCCCAGUCCCAGGUGAACGGGAACGGGGGCACCACAGCUACCGUGGGCGAGGACCCAGGGCUUGGAGCCUGCCCCUCAGCCACCUCACCGUGUGCCUUAGCCAGAGACGCUGACUCGUGCAAUAACAAUAGUCCAUUCUUUGGGACGCUGAGUGGGGACCCCGAACAGUGCCCGGAAAACAAGCUUCCCUUCCCAGCUCUGCAGAAAGAGGAGUGAACAGAAGCCGCCGUGGAUCCAGUUGGGGGGUGGUGAUAGAAAGGGCAUGGUGGGGGGAGGGAAAAAAGUUGUUGCACCAUCAACGGAGUGGGAGGAAAGUGUGAUGUUUGAGCAUACGAUUAGAAGCACUGGGAGGAGUGGAUUUAAGUGUGGAGUUGGGGGAGGGAGGGGAGUGCUUCUCUGGCGACAUACCCUGCAGCACUUGAUGGGGCCGUGGCAGUGGCUGACCCACUUUGAAAGAUCGGGUGCUGCUGUGGUAUACCGCGAGGUGGAAGAUGGCGCUUGUAUCCCACGCCGGGUGACCAUAUCUUUUUUCGGUUUCGUUUCGUGCACCUUGCCCCUUGGAUUUGCUAUCAUGCCAAUCGGAUCCACAAGAGCGGCAAUUUGUUUUCCCUUUUUUUAAGUUUAUUUGAUUUCUUUUUUAAUUUUAUAGGGGGGGAGUCUUUUUAGGGGGGCAAGAAUUAUGAAUUCUGGAUUGGGGAAGGGUGUUAUUUUUAAAAGGUAAAAAAAAAGAAAAAGAAAAGCUGGCAAGGUUUUAUUUUAAAAAAUGGGGCAGAUUUUUCCUGCCUUUCUUGUUAAUUUCUUGCCAAUUGCCCCACCGUCAGACCCCAAAGCAACGUUUGCUUUUGGAAAGAGGUCUGGUGGGCUAAAGUUGGGGAAGAGGGAGAGGUUUUUAAAAGAGAGAGAGAGAGAGCAGAACAGUUAUUGCGGGAUAUACACGAUGUGUGUAAUAGUGGCGUGUUCUUUAUAUUAUAUAUGAAAGAGAGAAAAAGAGAGAGAUUAUAUUUAUAUAUAACAUGAAUAGAGCUAUAUAUAAAUAUGAACGCAGCAAACCCGGAAAGGGGUGAAAACGUUCCCAGGAGAUGACUUGCAUUCCAAAGCGCUAUGCGUUUUGCGAAUUAAAGGCCUGUGUCCCCAGCCCACCAGCUGGUCUCAUUGAGGACUGGUGGGGCGAGCGGACGAGGCAGGCCGGCAGAUAUCAGACAGAAAACUUUUUAUCCUUAAAACAGACAAGCACUUAACGGUCACAAUCGCAGGACAGUGAGCAAACAGGAAAAUUGGGGGUCUGUAAGCAGGGAAUAGGUAGAUACGACUGUCCUGCUGGGAAAGUGGGGGUGAAGGAGCAAGUGCUUUAAAUCCCACCCAUAACCCCAACGGCUGGGAUUCUGGUUAUUCAAGGAGUGGUGGAGGGCGUUUGCCUGUAGACACGGCUUUAAUUCUGCAGACUCAGCACACAAUCAGGGACCCAGUGCAGAAUUUGGCAUUCGAAGCAAUUCUGAAGUUUGUCAGUGAUUUAAAAAACACUCUCUGAGUUUCCAGCCCUCACAACGAUGGAAAUGAAUUUAAAAUGGAUAAUUAGAAGGCAGGAUAAUUAUGAUUUAUUGGGGAAGCUAGUCAACCCUUUCACUGGAUUUAUGGGGGGGGGCAGGCUUCAACGCGCUGUACAACUAUCUCUCCCCCCCCCCUCUUGUGGCUGCUACUCUCCCCCACCCCAUUUUUGCCCUCUGCCACUUUUCAAUCUUUACUUUAAAAACAAUUCCAGAAUUUUGAAAACUUUGCAUUUUGGAACAAGCUAGGCAAAAUGAGCCACAGCAGUAUAUAAAAAUGUGUGUAAUAUUGUGUACUGAAACUGGAGGGGAGUGUCAAUUACACAGAGCUUUGUUUUAUACAGAGUAGAUUACAAUAGCCAAGGUCAAAGCUGGAGUUCAGGUGAGCAAGGUUAACAUCCCCAUACAGCGAACUUUAAACCUGUUUGUCAGCUGUUCAGACUUCCAGCAGACCCUUGAAGUUUCUCACAGCGUCCUUUGUGCAUGCUGCAAAUUGCUGAGAUGGGAAAACGUCAGAAUAAUCAUCCCAGCCCAGAAUAUUUAACUUCUGCCUUCUGCUGUCUAUCAGGGUGAAAUUCUGCCCCCCUCCCCUCACAGCUUUCAGAGGGACAACUGAAAUUUGGGGAGAUGGCUUGUGCUGCCUUGUUUGAUCACAAUUUGGACAGAUGUGCCCGCAAGAUACGGGGGGGGGGGGGGGGGUGUGUGGGUGGAUGGCUCCAGGCCACACAAAACCAUCUGCCCAAAAAAUGGUCACCCCUCCACCAUUGGUUUUACAUUGCCAGAAAUUUGCAAAACCAACUGGUGCCAGUGGUGGGACUUUUAGGAGUCAUGAUAGCUGGAACUCCGCUGAAGCCCAACAGAUCUCCAUUGUUUAUAAUCAUUUCUAAGAAUACAAAUUUUGCCUUGCUGAGUCCCCUGGUUUGCCGUUCCCUGUUGCUGGUGAUUUAUUGCACAGCUUUUCCCGAGACAUUUGCUAGCACAGCGCAGCCGUCUUAGUCAUUCUCCAUAAUCGGACUUAUCUGACAUGGGUUGUGCUGAAUAUUUGGAAGCUAGAGUAAAUGGACCUGACGUUUACUCCUCUGAGAUGGGACAGGACAAGAUUUCUUCAACAUGAUUAAUCUUCUCCAACCCCCUGUCACCUCUGCCCUUGAGCCAACAUGGGAUUGUGGUUAAGAGCAGUGGACUGUAAUUUGGUGAACCAGGUUUGAUUCCCCACUCCUCCAUAUGUAACCUGCUGGGUGACCUUGGGCCAGCCACAGUUCUCACAGAACUCUCUUGGCCCCA